GGGCGGCGCCGCUGGCUCCCGGGACCCCGCCGUCGCUCGCCCGUCCUCCCGCCAUCCGCGCCAUGGCCGCCGGCCGCCGUCUGCCCUUGCCCGCCCUGCUGCUGCCGCUGGCCUGCGCCGCCCUGGCCCCCCGCGGCCUGACAGAGAAGCAGCGCUCCUGCCUGCUGCCCCCCGACGACGGGCCGUGCCGCGCCAUGUUGCCGCGCUGGUACUACGACCGCUACACGCAGAGCUGCAAGGAGUUCUUCUACGGGGGCUGCCACGGCAACGCCAACAACUUCCUCACCUUCGACGACUGCGAGAAGAACUGCUGGACCAUCAAAAAGGUGCCCAAGCUGUGCCGGAUGGAGGCCGAUGGGGGACCCUGCAGGAGUCACCUCAAAAGAUACGCCUUCAACUUGAGCUCGCUGAGGUGUGAGGAGUUCAUCUACGGCGGCUGCUACGGAAACGGCAACAACUUCAGGGACCUGCAGUCGUGCGUGGACCACUGUCUCCCGGAGAAAACUGGCCCCUCGCUGUGCUACAGCCCCAAGGACGAGGGGCUGUGCUCUUCUUCUGUGCCUCGUUAUUACUACGACUCCACGAGUAAAUCCUGCAAGGAGUUCAAGUACACCGGCUGCGGGGGAAACAACAACAACUUCGUUACCGAAACCGACUGCUACAACGUCUGCGGAAAAGGGACUCAGAAACCAAAAAUCAACAAGCCAACGAGUGCAUUCCGCAGAAGGAUGAUGAGAAAACUGAUUAAGAAAUCUCAGACGUAUAACCCGAAGUCUUAAAGCUGAUGUACACUUGGAUGUUUGAAACAUCUUCUUUUGAUCCCACUUUCUUCUUUUGUAGGAUAGUUUCCACACAGUUUUAUACACCAACAUAGUUCUGUCUUGCACAACUGCCUUUUAUUUCCAACUUACUUUUUAUAAAGAACUGCAUUUAAUAGAAGAAGAAUGAACCUAAGUCUGGUUCUUCUGCUCUGUUGUCUUUGCAGCAAUACUUUGGCCAAGCCAGGUAUUUAGAUGUCCAUGUUUUUAUGGGGGAAUGUUACUCCUGCCUGGAGAGAAUAUUUCAGCUGUUACAAAUCAAUUAAGAUUUGGAAAAUCAAUCGUCUCGUGGUAUAACUAAUGAGAGUACGAAGCUAAAUCUCUUCCGUGGGUAUUUUUUUUUGGCAUCCUCUGCCUGCUGAAGACAGGAAACCUUUCAAAAAUGUGCUCAGAGGUUUAUUGCCCUGCCAUUCCACACACUUUGGCACUGUCCGUUACAGUUACGUUCAUGGUCAAGGCUUUUGGAAGCUUUCAUGACAGUGAAAGAAAUACAAACUUAAAUCUGGCUCGUCCCACAAGAGACAGCUGGGAACAGGGGUACUUUGAUAAACACUCUGACAAAGGCGAUGAAUAAGCUACUUGGGUAUUAAAAUGUAGCCAUGUACUUUUCCAUGACAUUUGAAAUUUCUGCUGAGUUAACACUCCAGAUCCUCACAUGGCACAAGUCAGCACAUUUUUAUUGAUUUUUAAUGGACCUACACUGAUUACAUCUACUGAGGAUCUUGGUAUUUGUGUUGAUGCGGUGGCUGUUAAAGCAGAAAAGCAGAAGCUUCUGCAAAUCUCAUGUAAUCCCUCUUUUGAGGCACAAUUGUAUUUCUUAGGUAGAUUAUGCCUAUGGUGAUAUUAUUGCACCACCUUUUAUGUUUUGUAUUUGAGCCAUGUCUGAAUUUCAAUUAAUUUCACCUACAAUAUUUUCUAAAUAUGAAUUCAUAAGUAAUGUUAAUAAAAUGUUUUUCAGAAAAAAAGG
This is a messenger RNA of Calidris pugnax (ruff), 1785 nucleotides long. It is a transcript of the gene TFPI2, whose product is annotated as tissue factor pathway inhibitor 2. The coding region runs from base 63 to 779 and encodes 238 amino acids. Gene Ontology annotation, cellular component: extracellular region. The record is from RefSeq and is a predicted model, not a curated record. Gene Ontology annotation, biological process: negative regulation of peptidase activity. The transcript is spliced from 5 exons. Gene Ontology annotation, molecular function: serine-type endopeptidase inhibitor activity. Lineage: Eukaryota; Metazoa; Chordata; Aves; Charadriiformes; Scolopacidae.